GGUAGGUUGAAGCCAGCCGGGUUGGUUCCAAUUUUAAACCCUAAACCCUUCUCAUCGUCAUCAUAACUGGAACAAAUCUAUGGCUUACAGGCGUAGUCUCGCUACAAAGACGAGACUUUUCUCUCAACAACGAUUUGCCCCCUCGUUUUCUUAUGUUCAUCACGAAGACGAUCGUAAAAAUCAAUAUUCGGAUGAGAAAAUUUGGAGCGCUCUCCAAAGUAGUAGAUCAUUUAGUUGCGUCGGUAACACCACCAAAACUUCGUUAGGAUUUGGCGGAGGCGGUGGCAGUGGCAGUUUUCGAGAUCCAAGAUGGUCUCAAUUUCUUCAUGUACCGAUGACAACAAGUGGAUUUUUGUUAUCUAGAAAUAUGUCCACUACUAUUGGAGAUGGAUCUGGGGCGGAGAAGAUCGAGUACAUGGCCGAUGUGGCUGAUAUUCUAGCUGAUAAAACGAUGGAAGUUGUGUCCACUCAAGCCCCUGCUGUUAGUGAAGUUGCUGUUGCUGCUGCGGAUUCUUGGCUACCAGUUGCAGCAUUACAAUAUGCUAUUGACGGGAUUCAUAACUUUACUGGAAUGAACUGGUGGACAAGCAUAAUAAUAACAACUGUCGUGAUUAGAACCUUGUCAAUUCCAAUCAUGAUUAAUCAGCUGAAGGCGACCUCCAAGCUAACAAUUUUGAGACCAGAAUUGGAGCAGAUUAAGCAGGAGAUGCAAGAUAAGGGUAUGAGUCCAUCAGCUGUAGCUGAAGGUCAGGCAAAAAUGAAGAGGGUAUUCUCGGAGCAUGGUGUUAGUACAUUUACUCCAUUGAAGGGGCUUUUCAUUCAAGGCCCUGUCUUUGUCAGCUUUUUCCUCGCUAUUCAGAACAUGGUGGAAAAGGUUCCAUCUUUUAAAACCGGCGGUAUAUCUUGGUUCCUCGAUCUUACAACGGCUGAUAGUUUUUAUAUUCUUCCUUUUUUGACGGCAUUUUCAUUCUGGAUAACUGUAGAGUUUAACAUGCAAGAAGGUUUGGAAGGUAAUCCCGCUGCUAACACAAUGAAGAAUGUUUCAAGGGGUUUUGCUGCUCUUACAGUUCCCCUUACUGCAAACUUCCCAAAGGCUCUCUUUUGUUAUUGGAUCACCUCCAACCUGUUCUCCCUUGUAUAUGGUCUAAUUAUUAAAAGACCGAACGUGAAGAAGUUGUUGAACAUACCCAUAAUAGUACCUCCACCACCAUCUGCCACCAGUCAAUCGCAACCGGCAUUCUCCUUCUUCGAAGGCCUAAAAAAGUACGCCGCUGCGCAAGCAAUGAAACAACAUGAACCAAAACCGACUACCACAAGUCAAAGUACAACCUCAACACCACUUCUGAGUCAUAAUAAGCCAAGUUCAGAAGAAAACAAAUAUACAAAUGGAAAAGUAUCUUCAUCAUCAGUCCUCAGCCACAGGAUCAAAAAUCUAGAGAAAGAAGUGAAGGGAAGAAAGAAGAACAAGAGGAGGUGAGCAUGCAAUUGCAAAAUGUGAUUGAUGGAAGGUUUUGAAUCAUGAUGGGGAUUUAGCAAAUAAUUCCCAUUUGAAUAAAUGCAAUAACUUAUCAUCAUAUAUAUCUUUUUGACAUUAUAUAUGAACACAAGAGAUAGUAAAAUUUGAGGAUUGGUUUACAAAAACACUUUUCAUGAUGUAAUGUUUACUAUUUUGCUUGUUAGAGGGAAGAGGGAGUGUAGGAAAUUAGGAAGUUAAUUACAGCCACAAGAUGGUUUUACCAUGUAAACAUGCUGUUUUUUUAUGUUUUCAUUUUAUUUUGUUGUCCC
This is a messenger RNA of Cynara cardunculus var. scolymus (artichoke), 1785 nucleotides long. Its product is annotated as mitochondrial inner membrane protein OXA1-like. Gene Ontology annotation, cellular component: mitochondrial inner membrane. NCBI's taxonomy places the organism in Eukaryota, Viridiplantae, Streptophyta, Magnoliopsida, Asterales, Asteraceae. The coding region runs from base 80 to 1477 and encodes 465 amino acids. The transcript is spliced from 10 exons. Gene Ontology annotation, biological process: mitochondrial respiratory chain complex IV assembly; protein insertion into mitochondrial inner membrane from matrix. Gene Ontology annotation, molecular function: membrane insertase activity. The record is from RefSeq and is a predicted model, not a curated record.